CAUGGGAUCGGACGAAGAGAUAUCCCAGAAUGUUAACAAGUUAAGUGAAGUAAUACACGCCCUCAAUAUUGCAUCAACGGGUUUGGACUUACUUUCACUGAAAUGGUCUCAGCAGCCUUUGAAAGGGCGUUUAUCAAUUCCAAUAAACCUUGAUCCUGUAAGUUGGAAGAGGGCUUCAAAGAAAGUAAGAUCAGCAAUUGAUGAGCUAAGAAUAAAAGAUACUUCAUCAUUCACCUCUGUAGAGAAUUUAAAUCUUAACAAUGCGAUGAGAGAGCCAAAUACCGAAGUAUUGCAAACUUGGAGGUUUGUUGAUGAAAUACCAAUGAAACACCGUAUUCACGCUCUCGUUGCUACUGAAGGAGGAGAUAUUCUAACCGCUAAAUGUGUGAAAAAGCACUGUUUAGAUACAUCUGAUCAAAUACAUCACGAAAAGGAUCUUUGUGAACAUGAUUUAGCCGAGUUCAAAAAGAAGAUAUUUAUAGCAAGAAGUGCCGAUCCGGAAGGAACCAUUUUAGAGACUGAUUUUAGUAAAAUAGGCAUACCUAUAGUGAAGCAUCGUAAUCUAUUCAGUGGACGAUAUCCACAUAUUGCAACGACGGCUUCAACCGGUAAACUUGUUGUUGCUUCAACAAGUGAAGUUCUUAUCUUUAAUACUGAGAAUUGGAUGAAAGAAAAGACAAUUACGGCACCAAUUCGUCGGACAGGACAUGUUGUUUGUAAGGGAGAUGAAUUCAUUUUCGUUGGAGAUCCCGAAACAAGACAAAUUCACCAAUUCUCAAUAGAAACUGGUAUACUAAUAGCGACUUGGAAUUUAAAAAACUGUCCUGGAGCAAUGUGCGUUGAUAGGAAUGGCAAUAUUUUAGUUGCUGAUAACAAAGAUGCUUGCAUUAUUCAAUUGGAGUCUAAUGGUAAGUCAAGGAUAGUUAUUAAUGAAAAGACUGCUUCCUUGAAUGGCAUUAAAGGCUUGGCUGCUUAUGAUACAUUUGUUUACGUUCUCUUGGAAACUGAGAAAAAUGAUAGAAUCAAACUUCUCACCGAAUGUUAG
Messenger RNA from Dimorphilus gyrociliatus, 1045 nucleotides. The record is from the annotation of a GenBank genome assembly. NCBI's taxonomy places the organism in Eukaryota, Metazoa, Annelida, Polychaeta, Dinophilidae.